Molecule: messenger RNA, 1141 nt
Organism: Terrapene triunguis (Three-toed box turtle)
Lineage: Eukaryota; Metazoa; Chordata; Testudines; Emydidae
Product: SPRY domain-containing protein 7
Exons: 5
Coding region: 56-646 (196 amino acids)
Molecular function (GO): protein binding
Source: RefSeq, a predicted model, not a curated record
GCUGCGCGCGAGCCGCCAGGCCCGGCCCGGCCCAGCCCAGCCCAGCCAGGGAGCGAUGGCGGCCUCGGUGUUCUGCUGCCUGCGCUGGUGCGGGGACGGCGGCGCCGGGCACAUCCCGCUGAAGGAGAUGCCCGCGGUGCAGCUGGACACGCAGCACAUGGGAACAGAUGUCGUCAUUGUCAAAAAUGGCAGAAGAAUAUGUGGCACGGGGGGUUGCUUAGCCAAUGCACCUUUGCAUCAGAACAAGAGCUAUUUUGAGUUUAAAAUCCAAUCCACAGGGGUUUGGGGUAUUGGAGUUGCAACCCAGAAAGCAAAUUUGAAUCAAAUUCCACUUGGUCGAGAUGUGCAUAGUUUAGUGAUGAGGAAUGAUGGAGCUCUCUACCACAACAACGAGGAGAAGAACAGGCUGCCAGCAAACAGCCUUCCACAGGAGGGUGACAUUGUGGGUAUUACCUAUGACCAUGUAGAAUUAAAUGUAUAUUUAAAUGGAAAGAAUAUGCAUUGUCCAGCUUCAGGAAUCAGAGGGACUGUCUAUCCUGUAGUAUAUGUUGAUGACAGUGCCAUCUUGGAUUGUCAGUUCAGUGAAUUUUAUCACACUCCUCCAACAGGGUUUGAAAAAAUACUCUUUGAGCAGCAAAUCUUCUGAACGUCCUCAUACUGAAAACUUGCACCCCUACACUGUUACAAAGCCUUUGCCAUCUUAAAUAAAGCUUCACAUUUACCUGUAGGAAACACAUCUGUAUUUUUUAGUAAAGUACUUGUGACUGUUGUCUGAAGAACCAAAAUGUUAACUGCAACACCAGGAAAUUGUGUUACAAAUGGUAGAUUUUGACAACCGUUUUGUGAUGUGAAAAUCAGUGUUUUGGGGCAGUUUUUUCUGAUUUGUAUUUGAUGUAAAUGGAAACUAAAGGGUAUAAUUGCCACAGUAUUAAAUGAACUUUUGGUUUCAAUUUGAGCUUUAUAAAGGAAAUAGUUCAUAUGCGUGACAGUAUGUUUCCAUAAAGUUACGGGGUAGAUAGUUCUCAUUGUGAUUUUUCCUAUUCCUUCCCUCUCAGAAAUUAUGUACCUUGUAAAAAGAGAGCACUGUGCUAAUAGUCUGUUUGGAUUGCAAUGUCCUUGUUCUGCACAAUGACUAAUGAUA